Molecule: messenger RNA, 2747 nt
Organism: Cyprinus carpio (common carp)
Lineage: Eukaryota; Metazoa; Chordata; Actinopteri; Cypriniformes; Cyprinidae
Product: coiled-coil domain-containing protein 81-like
Exons: 14
Coding region: 157-2058 (633 amino acids)
Cellular component (GO): centrosome
Source: RefSeq, a predicted model, not a curated record
GGCGGUUGGGAGGCGCGUCUAUAGCAACAGAUUUGCAGACACGAUCACGAGCCCAACACGAUGCAUCUUUACUUUUAUUAGCAGGAGCACCGGUUGUUCUACACUUCUACAGAUAUACUGAGUGUGUACACUUAAGUAUUGCCUUCUGCUUUUGUCAUGAUGGUUCAAAUUGCAAUUUCUGAAUAUGAACGCAAUCAUCUGUCGACUCUUUCGAGACUUUCCGACGAUGAUAUCGAUCAUAUUUGGUCGCGUGUGUCUUCUUUUAUUGAGAAACAGAUGUUCAUGCGAAAGGGGGUUUAUAUCUUCGGUUUAGGAACUUUCACCUUCUGCCAGCAGAAACUGAACCUCGGGAGCAAACAUAUUCUCAUACAGAGACCCAUUUUCAUCCUGUCAGAGAAGCUCUCUCAAUAUUAUGGAUUUAAACAGAUCAAACAACUGGCUACAGAUGUGCCGGUGGUGCCACUCAACUUCUCGGCUCUGAGUGCGGAGAGCCCUUAUAAGCGAGACAUUGUGGAGGGGUGCGUGCGUGAAACUGUUCAUCUGCUGCUCCGUGCCGCAUCAACGCGACAGUCUGUCUUUCAUACUUUUCCUGGGAUCGGAAUUCUUACAUUCCGGGAAAGCCGAGUAAAGGUGCUGUUCUACCCUGAUUUUAUAUCAGCCUUAGACAGCACUGGGAAACUUUCAUCAGCUUUAACCAACAGACCGGAAACAAGUAAAUCUAGUGUAUCAGAGAGACUCUGCAAUAAGCCGCCGCGACCUGCAACCAUUAGUGGCAUCACAAUUCCCAGAAUAUCUGCAGGAGAACCACUGAGAAAAGAGCCAUGGACUGAGCUGUCAGGUUUCCAUCAGACUGAUGAUGAUGAUGAUGAUUUGUGGGAGAAUCAGCAGCAAGCAGACAGAGCGACUGUGAUUGACCUCACAGAUGGGUUGAAAGACAAACGUCUGUCAAACACUGACAGAGAUGGCGAUGUCUCAUGGCCACCAGGUGGCGCCAUCAACAUCAUGACAGUAAAGAGGAGUGCCACAGAUGUGAAUCUGAUGUGUUGUGACCACAGACGGGCCGGACAGGAGUUGUGUUAUGUCUGCAUGCAGAGAGCACAGAGAAAUGUUCCUUUAUACCAGUCUGAUGAGAGGAGGAAAGCAGAGCAGGAGCAAGAACGAGUUUUAAUGCUUCAUGAACAUCAGAAAGAUCUACUGUAUUUCCAGAAAGAAGAGAUGGACAAACAGAAGAAGUGGGAAGACAGUCAGAAGGUAGCAAUGUUUAAUCUCGGUGUUGCAGAAGCUCAGAGAAACAAAAAGGCGGCCGCAUACAGCCAAUCACACGGCUCGUACAUCUUUGCGGGUCGACCCUGUACUCCAGACCGUCUGCCGCAGCAGAGACACUACAUGCAGGAGCUGAUGCAGGAGGCUGCCAGACGCAGACAGAUGCAGUCGCAGAUGCAACAGGAACAACAGCGAGUAAACAAACUGCAUCUGCUGCAGCUUACUGAAGAGAUUGCGUUAAAACAAUCUCAGCAGCUUCAUGAGAAACAUGAGAUGGCCAAGAAGUAUCGAAAGGCACUUGAAGCACAAAUGGAAUGUCGCUGCUCAGAAAUCUCUCAGUGUUUUGACGUGCAGCCUGUGUUUGGGCUGAUGGACUCCAAUCCAGCAACUUUAGCAGAGCAGAGACGGAGAGCGCAGAAUAUCGCUGAAGAACUGAUCAAUACAGCCAACAGCAGGAGGAGGGAAAUGCUGAAAAAAAGUUUGAAUGAGCAGAAGAGGGGAAGAGAAAUAAUGCAGAGGGACCACAAAAUAAUGUUAGAAGAGCGAAUUCAUCACGAUGAGAAGCUGCGACUCCAGCGAGCCAUGUGUGAGGAGAACUGGCAGCGCAGUGCUGACCUCAAACACCAACGAGACCAGGAGGAACUGAACCUCAGGAGGUUUGGUGGUCAAACUCUGACAGACCAGCUUGGAAAAUAUAAGCGAUGCAGCCAAUGCAAAUGCAACACCGCCAACUGCGGUAAGACCAACAUCUUCAGAGACAUGAAUUAUGUUGCUGGAUCUCGAUUAAUGCUGUAAAUCUCGAAUUUCAACCCAGAUAAUGAAGAUGAGCAAAAUAACUUGACCAGUGUAUCUUUUUUAUAUGAAGUAUGUGAGCUUUACAUUUAUCUGUUCAACAAAUAUAAUUAACAGUCCUACUAAUGGCAUUAUUUUACCAUAAACAUAUAACUGACCACAUGUCUAUGGAAAAACACCUGUAAGCACAGAACGCAGAUGAACGCAGACGCAGAAGACCCUCAUGCAGAACAGUCUACUAAAACAAUAAACUAUAAACUAAAACAAUCUGGCAUUUUUAUUUGGCAUAUUUUACAUAGAGAUGAAACACAUAAUGCAUUUAUUCUUUAGCACUGAUCUCAUCACAGUUGCUCACAGCAGCAUUUCAACCCUCAAGUUUCAACAUCAAUGAAAAUGAAGAAUGUGACAAACAUGCAGAUGCCAUUUUGUGCUUAUCUGAAAUGUUUUGAGCAGAACUUUAAAUGCGCCAUCAGCUGUAGGACAUGAUAUUGAGAUAUUUGGAAAGGUUAAAGCUUUCUGCAUGUUAUUCAUCAGUAUAAAAGACUUGGUGGAGAAUGUAUCAUCAUGCUCUAUUAGUUCAUAUUUAACAACAUAUAAUGCUCUUGUACAUUUACAUUUUGUCAUUUUACAAAAGUGACCUACAAAUGAGGACAAUAGAAGCAAUCAAACCAACAAAAGAGCAAUAAUAUGGA